UAACGAGAUCCAUACUGAUAAACCACUACGAUGAGUUCGUUAGAGCUGCAAAGGCAAUUUCAAGUAAAAUGUGAAAACAUGGCAGAUAUCGAAACCUACGGCAAGUUUUCUCACAGACGAGCAGACAAAGGCAGCAAAGUGCAACGAAUUUUGGGUCUUUUCGAAAUUUCGCGACCCAAUAAGGGCCUCCAACGCACCAACUCGCUGCCCAAUGGGCAGCGGCCCAGCUUAUCUUCAAGCGACCCACACAUUGAAGGUUUGUCCUCAAGAAGUUCGCUGCGACGCAAUGGACGCAAAGCGCAGAAGAACAAAGAGGAAGCUGGAGCAAAUCAACCAGCAAAGUGCAAACGAUCGCAGCACCAUCCGCAGAUCCUCGAGGAACCUGAUGAGUGCAAAAAGCCAGACGACGAGCAGUUCACACUCUCCCAACUGCUAAGGCUGCAUUCACUGGUCGAAAUCACACCAGACGAUGUCUUCCAUGAUAGUGGCAAUUUUUGUGAUAGUGAUAGUGACCGGUUGAGCAUGGACACAGUAUUUCACGGCAUCGGAACGGGAAAAGAGCUGCAAAACGGUGAUGGUGGCAGUGAAAGCGCCUAUUGGGACUUCAUGCGCUCCCGGUCACACGAAGAACGCCUCCAAAGCCCCGGAGAUUCUGAUGAAAAAAAUGACUCACCCACCGACGAAGAGCCCGAAGUGACAACGCCGCCACCUGAAGAAACCGACACUCCAGAGCUGGAAAUCGAGUGGUGGAAGUACAAGUCCUUCGUGCAAAUCAACAAUGAAAAUUGGGAAAACCCGGAAACGUCCACCCAUCCGCCUGGAUCUCCCCUGCAGGGCAGAUUCCGGAAAAACAACCAAUCAGGACGCAGUCGAAGAAGGGCCGGAAUCCUCAAGAAGCCCAUCGGGGUCAAGGAGUUGGCGCAACAUUUCGAGAGCUUCAAAGAUGCAGCCGCAAAUGGCGAAACCGAGAACUAUCGGAGGAGCGUCAUUUGCGAAAUCGACGCUGAGCUGGAGAAGAUGAAGCUGGAUGGAUAUGGGGAGGAUUUCCAUUGGAUGCUGGAGGAUGGCGAAGCAAAAACACCGGGCCCAUUAGUGCAGCUGGAGCCUGAGCUGGAGGACCUCUUCGGGGAAAUCUACUUUGCCGACGACAUGGAGAAGGGCUUCUACUACAUGGAGGCAUGGAACGCAGAUGGCAAGGAACUAAUCCAAUGCAGCGUGCAAAUCGAGCGCAAAAGCAUCGACCUGCUCAGCUUCGACCAAAUGAAGACCAAUCAGGACCCCAACAUUUUAUCCAACGACGAUAAAAUGGUGCUGGUUCUGGGCUCUCAGGCAAGUGAUGACUCCAAGAGGAACACCAUGUAUUCCACCACUUCAGGCGAGAGUUACGACGAUGAAGAUGCCAUCAGCUGGACAAGCGUGUACGUUCCCAGCGCCGCAAGGCGAGAAACAUUUUGCGAUCAGCAGGGAAUAGUUCGGAUCGAAAGGGUGGACAACCAAGUGGAUUCCCCUGGCUACAUUGGCAGCCAGGCGACCAACCCGGAGGAGGAGGAGGAGAAUGAGGAGGAGGAAGCUGCGGAGCAAUCCAACUACUACGAGAGCAUAAGAUUGGAACACCAAAUCCUCUUCUCGGUUCCAGUGGAAGUCAAAAAGAACACGCUUCAGUACAUUGUUGACGAGAUUAUAUCCACCGAAAGAAAAUAUGUUGCUGAUAUGGAAAAGGUCCUCGUGGAAUAUAAAAACUUCCUCGAGGAGCGCUGCCCGGAAAAGGUGGACGCAGUGUUCGGCAACAUGGAGCAAAUCUACUCCAACCAAACGAAUUUCCUCCACGCCCUGGAAUCCCCGCAGGUGGACAUCAAGGCGGUGGCCCACACUUUUCUGGAAUUCGAAGACCUCUUCAGGCUCUACCCCCGGUAUUUCAGGAACACGCCCAAAGCGAACGCUGCCGUCAAAGAACUAAGCUUCCUCAUCAAGGAGAAGCAGGAACGCAUCAACGACAAACUGGACCUUUCAGCCUACCUGCUGACUCCCAUUCAGCGGCUGGGCAAGUACAAACUGUUCCUCGAGAACAUCAUCAAGCAAUUGCAGAAAGACGACCGACCAAUCGGGCUCGUUCAGUUGUCUCUGGACAUGGUUAAGAAGUACAUGAGCAAAGGAAAUGAUGCUGUGGCGCUGGCCUCGAUCCUCUUCAGUCCGUUGCAUACCAAAGACUACGGGUCGUUCAUUGCCCGGGAAAAAUUCACUGUGCUCAAGCCCAAAAAGGCCGAAAUGAUGGUGUUUUUGUUUGAAGGCGUUGUGGUUUUUACCGUCGAAGAUCCCAAAAACCUGGAGCAGUUUGUGUAUCAGAAAAGCAUCAGAACACACGAUCUGAGAAUCGCCACCUUUGACAACGACAACACCAUUCAACUGACCGAUUUCACCAAGACGAAACGUCGCAAUUCGAGCAAGCACACCUACAUUCUGGAUACGAAAUCGCCCAAGGUGAAGGAGGCCUGGAAGCUGCAAAUCGAGGACAUCCUAUGGAAGCAGAUGAAGAAGAUUAAAGAAAACACUCUAAAAGCCUAUCAGAAGUCGGACGAAACUCCGGUGCCAGUCAGGAAAAAUCCCCGGAAAAGAGAGCAACGCGCCAAAUCGACAGGUAAUCAACGGCCAGCAUUUCUAGGCGGUUUUCCAAUUCUUUUAUACAAAUGAUCGUUUUAGGGUCUUCUGUCUUCUAUGUCGAUUACACAACACAUCACUGAUUCAUUUGCACACUAGACACCAUCAACAUGGAACAGUUUUACAUUGCUGUGGUUCUUGUAUCAUUUAGUAUUUAUUCUAUUCGACCUAUUUUGUCAAUUUGGACUGGACUAAUAAAUUUAUUUUAUCUAAAUGUACAAUCUGUUAAAGUGAAAGUCUUCAGUUGCCCUGGUCUUUUAAUUUACGACACUCUCUUCACAUCUCGGAGAUGAGCAGAGUUGAAACGCAAAAAAUGUUUAAAACGAAGAAUUCCUAUGAACUACUUGCUUCCUAAUGCAAGGUUGGAAGGCCGUAGCGCUUUGCAGUUUCGCAGCAGUUGAGGAACUCCAAAAAAACCACUAGAAAAUCGCAUUAAAACAUUAUCUUCACAGGCGUUUUUUCAUGUAAGUUAACUGUUUUUGGCGUGCCUUCACAGUCGCCAGGCCGUAGCUUCUCUUAUCCGCAGAUACGCCUUAUCUAAGAAUACUUAUCUGAUAACUAAGACAAUGAUAAGGCAGAUAAGCAGUUGCAAAUGAGUUCAAAGUUACACGCAAUAAGGUGUGCGUCAAACGUGGUUAGUGAUAUCAAAGACAAACCGGGCAUAUGGAAAAUGAUGGUUCCUCCUUUGAUGAAAUCGAUCUGCGCUCUGGCAGUGCCGAAACCGAUAAACCUCCACCCCCCAGGAGGCCGCAGUCCACCUCCACACUGUCGCGUUUCUUCAGGAAGACCUUCUCGAAGAAGAAGAGGCGACUGACUGCGCCCGUAGGGGACACUGAGCUGGUGAAGGAGAGCAUCUCCUCCCCAGCCGAGUGCAAGCAAGUCGGAUUCAAUGAGGAGGACUUUGACUUUUCCAGAAGCUCCAUCCAGUGCUGCCCGUUCGACAUUAGUGGCUACGGCUCCUUCCUGCUGAUGGACGAAUUCAAGGUCCGCAAGCCGAAGAAGAUGAAGAUCAUGGUGUUCCUGUUCCAGAAGAUCGUGAUUUUUACCAAGAAGCAACUGAAUGAAGAAGCGUUCUACUACAUAGGCAGCGUGAAGAUGGACCAGAUCAGCGUGUUGCCCCAGGGGAAAAACAUGAAGAUUCUUCAACUGAAAGACCAUCUGGCCAGCGCCAGGUUCCACAAGGAGACGGUGUUUAGCUUGGAAGCAGCCUCCGAGUAUAUUCAGCUGCAAUGGCGACGGACGGUGGAAAAGUGCUUGUGGGGCCAGCUGAUCCAGGCGAGGAGACACGGGGGCUUUUCUGGGACCUGAAGUGACUCACCACUUGCUCAAUGACUGUGAUAGUCUAGAAUAUAAGCGUUUUUCAUUCA
This is a messenger RNA of Dendroctonus ponderosae (mountain pine beetle), 4022 nucleotides long. RefSeq lists its product as uncharacterized. NCBI's taxonomy places the organism in Eukaryota, Metazoa, Arthropoda, Insecta, Coleoptera, Curculionidae. The transcript is spliced from 10 exons. Gene Ontology annotation, molecular function: guanyl-nucleotide exchange factor activity. The record is from RefSeq and is a predicted model, not a curated record. The coding region runs from base 31 to 2688 and encodes 885 amino acids. Gene Ontology annotation, cellular component: cytoplasm. Gene Ontology annotation, biological process: axon guidance.